Messenger RNA from Aspergillus terreus NIH2624, 1380 nucleotides. RefSeq names its product DUF1776 domain-containing protein. Lineage: Eukaryota; Fungi; Ascomycota; Eurotiomycetes; Eurotiales; Aspergillaceae. The transcript has 4 exons. The coding region runs from base 1 to 1380 and encodes 459 amino acids. The record is from RefSeq and is a predicted model, not a curated record.
AUGACGAGUGACGAUCAGUUCUUUUUCGACUACCUGGCCUCCAUCCCUCAUGACGUAAGGCGAUACUCGCUGGAAGUCGCCAACUCGAUUGACCGACAUGUCGACCAUGCUGCUCGAGUAAUCCGCGACACCCUUUCCGAUCAAUCAUGGCUCCCAGCUACCGUGCGGCCGCUGCCGCCGCCCCGACCGAGUCUUCGUUCUUCGCAGUCUCUCACGGAUCGUGUGCAGGACUGGAUGGCCCGCAACCGCGCGUGGACGGCGGCCAUCCUCGCAUUCGUUGGAACCGGUUCCUUCCUCUACCUCAGCAAUAAGAAACUUGGUGGGAAACGAAGAAGAGCAAGAAGAGCGGGGAACGGAGCUCGAAAGGAAAUAGUGGUCGUUGCUGGAUCGCCACACGAACCCAUGACCAAGGCCGUCGCUACGGAUCUCGAGCGUCGGGGGUAUAUCGUAUACAUCACCGUCUCAUCGGCAGAGGAGGAGCAUAUCGUCCAGUCGGAGAACCGGAUGGACUUGCGGCCCCUCUGGGUUGACCUGACAGCGACCCCUUCAACGCCGUCGGAGAUACACCCGUCUCUGACCGAGAUCCAUUCCUUGAUCACCCAACCACAGUGGCCGAUGCCCGGCGUGCCACCACACACCUGCCAGCUGAGCGGCGUGAUCCUGGUCCCUUCACCGAAUUACGUGACCGGUCCUGUCGCUACCAUCCCUUCCUCGUCCUGGGCCGAUACCGUCAACACUCGACUACUGUCCCCGAUCCUGACUACGCAACUACUCCUGCCCCUCCUCACGCUCCGCAACACCAGCAGCACCGUCGUCUUUAUGUACCCGUCAAUCUCGUCCUCUCUCUCCGCCCCAUUCGCCAGUCCCGAGGUCACCACGGCGCGCGCGCUCUCCGGGUUCGCCACGUCGCUGCGACGGGAGCUCCACCUGCUGCAGCAGAGCAACAUUGACGUGGUCGAAUUGCGACUAGGCAAUAUUGAUCUGGGGCCGCAGUACCGCCACGCGCAGAGCCACAUCACGGGAACGGAGGUGCUGGCGUGGAGCGCACAGCAGCGGACGCUGUACGGACCGCAGUACCUGUCCAGCAUUGAGCAGCGGCCGGUUGCGUCCGCGGGUCCGAGUACGAUCCGUGGAUCGCCGGCGCGGACGCUCCAUUUUGCAGUAAUGGAUGCGCUGGAGCCAGCGUCGAGGGACCUGUUUGGUCGAAGACGGGCCAAGUCGCCGGUGGUGUACGUCGGACGAGGGGCGCGCACCUACAGUGUGAUCGGGCAGUGGGUUCCCGCUGGACUGGUAGGAUGGAUGUUGGGGAUGCGCAGUGGGCCGACGACGAUGGAGAGCGCAAGUGGGAGCAGCAGCGAGACGAGUUGGGAAAAGGUUUAA